Trichoderma atroviride IMI 206040 is the source of this 855-nucleotide messenger RNA. RefSeq lists its product as uncharacterized. Lineage: Eukaryota; Fungi; Ascomycota; Sordariomycetes; Hypocreales; Hypocreaceae. The record is from RefSeq and is a predicted model, not a curated record. Gene Ontology annotation, cellular component: membrane.
AUGGCUUCUUUUGUUACAACCCACGUCAAACCUUAUGAUGCCCUUGAGAAUACAGUGGCAGCCAACCCACUUACUGGCAAUUCUUUCCUCAUUACAGGCGCCGGUCGUGGCGUAGGCGAACAUAUUACAAGGGAAAUUGCGGCAGCGGGCGCACAACGCAUUGGACUUGUUGGCCGCAACCUUGAACGUAUCAACGAGGCCAAAAAACGCUUUGAGGAAGCUUUUCCGGAAACUGUGUUCGAGGCAUUCGCAGCUGAUAUUACGGAUGAAAUAAAGAUCGGUUCUAUCUUCAAGACAUUUGGUGUCCCUGAUGUCUUGAUCAAUAACGCUGGCCACUUCCCAGAUGAAGGGCCUUUUAUCAAGGAAAAUUUGAAGAGUUGGUGGACUGGCUUUGAGAUUAAUAUUUUGGGAACUGCUACUGUUACGCAGCAAUUCCUUAGAGCCAAGCCUGAGGGCAAGAGUGCCAUUGUCCUUAAUGUUUCUACUCUUGCUACUCACAUGCGCUUCCCAUUGCAUGGAUGGUCAGGCUAUACCGGAAGCAAACUGGGACAAGCACGAAUUUUUGAACAUAUCCGCUUUGAACACCCAGACGUCCGAUUCAUUAACUGCCACCCCGGUAGUAUUAAAUCUGAUGGUUUCGCCAAGUCUGGUGCUCCAGAGCCAGCUACCGGUAUGACGGAUGGAAAGCUUGCGGGCCAGUUCUUUGCGUGGCUUGCUUCUGAUGAAGCAGAAUUCUUGAGCGGACGAUUUGUUUGGGCGGAAUGGGAUGUUGAUGAACUCAAGGGAAAGAAGGAUCAGAUUCUCAAGGAAGACUUACUACUUACAACCAUUGAUGGCUUUACUCAGGGCUGGUAG